AUGAGGGGCGAGUCCCACCCCCACCCUUCAAACCCCGGACUUACUCGACACGGUAUCAUACCUGCAGCCAAUCCCAGAGUCACUCCAAAUACUCCAGUUCCCGAGCCGCCCCCUCGUUCUUCGAAAAGAGACGGCUAUUCUCGGGUCACGGUCCUUGUAGACGAGGCAAACGUCCUCUUCGAUCCGGACUUUCAAGAAUCUACUCGCAUGCUUCUUGGUGACAUUGCUGCAGCCCGUGGUUCACCUGUCUCAGUAAUCCAUUCCUCGGCUCUAUCCUCGACUCUGGAUUCGGAAACAACUACUACAACAAUCUCCUACCCGUUCAACUCCGUUCUCACCAGCGCAACAAUUCCCGCAUUCCUUGCUACCUAUCUUUCAAACUACCAUGCAUCCCUCACCUGCCUUGCAUCCCCGCGGCUGCAUCACCUCCCUCCGACCCUUCGCACUGAGCACACCUCAUGGACAGGCGGGAACAAAAAUGCAGACAUCGAGCGCCGCAUCCGUCGCGUAUGGGCCGAAGAUGUCCUCGUGCACUCCAAUACCGCAACCGGUUCCGGUCCCGUCAAACUCUCCAAGCUCCUCGUCUUCUGCAACAGACGCAGCAAAGUCGAGCAACUAGCUACAUUCCUCGACGGCCACGGGAUCAAAUGCGUUGCGCUCACCGGUGGUGCAGAAACGCGCAAACAAGGGUCGAAUCAUCAUCUCGACGGGUUCUUGGGGCCUGUCCCGACUGGUCCGGAGGCCCGGCAAGGGGAGGACGACUAUUCCAGGGUCACAGACGACAGGCUGCUGUGGAAUUGUGUCAACCGAUAUGUGAAGAAGGAUGGGGAGGCCAAAAUUUGGGAGACCACCCUCAUAGAUGAGACGUGGUCAUGGGAGUCCGUGCAACAUGGGGACUCUGCUCUACUAAACAGACAGCAUCUCAAUGGUAGUUUGUACGAGAACGCCUCUCAAACCCGCUUGCUUGAACAUCAGUGGAUUGGACCUGUGACAGUGCAAGAGAUAUUGCAAGCUCUCUCAUCAAUGACAUCAAUGAUGGAGCAAGUCUCCAAGGAGCGUGUUUGCCGCAGACCAGCAAAUCCAAUCAGCUGA
Messenger RNA from Suillus discolor, 1092 nucleotides. RefSeq lists its product as uncharacterized. The record is from RefSeq and is a predicted model, not a curated record. The coding region runs from base 1 to 1092 and encodes 363 amino acids. Lineage: Eukaryota; Fungi; Basidiomycota; Agaricomycetes; Boletales; Suillaceae. The transcript is spliced from 5 exons.